UGCAACAUCCCAUUGUCGAAGACUCCAGUAUGACGCAGCAGGGCACCUGUGCUAUGCAACAACGGCUUCCGGCUCUGGAACCCUUCAGCUGGGCUUGUAGAAACCAGGGUAGGAGGCUUAUAUUUGGCACCCUUUACCCUGCAUAUUAUUCUUACAAGGCUGUGAAGUCGAAGGACAUUAAAGAAUACGUCAAAUGGAUGAUGUACUGGAUUAUAUUUGCACUUUUCACCACAGCGGAGACAUUCACAGACAUCUUCCUUUGCUGGUUUCCAUUCUAUUAUGAACUAAAAAUAGCUUUUGUAGCCUGGCUGCUAUCUCCCUACACAAAAGGCUCCAGCCUCCUGUACAGGAAGUUUGUACACCCCACGCUGUCUUCAAAAGAAAAGGAAAUUGAUGAUUGCCUGGUCCAAGCGAAAGACCGGAGUUAUGAUGCCCUUGUGCACUUCGGGAAGCGGGGCUUGAACGUGGCAGCUACAGCGGCUGUGAUGGCUGCUUCCAAGGGACAGGGUGCCUUAUCAGAGAGACUCCGGAGCUUCAGCAUGCAAGACCUCACCACCAUCAGAGGAGACAGUGCCCCAGCUCCUACGGGGCCCCCUCCGCCCGGCACUGGGCGGGCCAGUGGCAAACAUGGCCAGCCCAAGAUGUCCAGGAGUGCUUCUGAGAGUGCUGGCAGCUCAGUGUGCACCUGCUGCUCCACCUGCCGGACCCGGAAAGUGGUUGAGGGAGAUGUGAAUGAGGGUAGUGUGAAGGCCUGGGAGCCCCAUCAGGUCCAAAACCCAUUGGCAUUUUCUGACGAGGAGGAGGAAGACCUGCUGGAUUUCAUGUACAAGUAUAAGACACCAAGAAGGACGGAGUUGUCCCUGGAGGCACCGCCUAGAAUCCUUCGAUCUCACUUCAGGAAGAAAAGUACCUCAUCCUCAGCCACUGUAACCACAUGAGUGAGAUGAGCCAACAGCACCGGAUCCACAGAAUGUUUCUCCUCUGCCUUAAAGAGCUAGUCACUAAUAACAAAUCCACGGGCUGGGUGUGCUUUGAGUGUGUAGCCUCACUGACAUGGCCUUUUCUCGCUCCCCUCUUCCACCUUUAAAAAUUUAUGUUCUCCUCCCUUCUCUUUAUUUUGCUAAGGAGAGGCUAAAGGGAAAGGUGGGGGGGGUGACCUUUGAGUCUUCUGAGGUUAGUAACGUUCCCCAAUUGGAUCGUUAUUACAGACAGCAGUGUUUUUAGAAAUAGAAAUCACCUCUUUGCUGCUGACAUGUACAUUUGUAAUUUAUCUGUCGCAUAGUUUUUAGUCCUGUAAAUGCAAACAAAGCAAUUUUUUAAAAAACACUUUUUGUUUUUGGUACUAAUACUUUGGACUAUGAUGUACAUACUUAUGGUUUUUGGCUUAAUGAACUUGCAAGGGCCUCCAAAGGUUCUAAGUGAGAAAACUGCAAAAAACAGAAAUAUAUAAAAAAAACUUUUUUGAUUCUAGACAGUGUCUCCAGUGUGUUUAUAAAGCUUCCAAAUCCAGCUCCUAUAAAGCAUCCCCUUUCCUGCAGGAAGAUUGUGUAUUUUUCUAAUGGUUGUGUAGUCAAUAGACCAGAGACAUCAGGAGUAGAGAGAUGUUUAGCAUCAGGGAUGAGUAUUAGUGGGAGAUUGGAAAGUCACUGGAAGCUCAUCUUCUCCUUGCAUUCAGGGUUUGGAGCCUUUGAGCCUUGCCAGGGGCUUUAACCCUGUCUCGGGCAGGUGGCUCAUUCUUGGCAAAACUUCUUGGGGAUGGGGACUCAGAGUUGCUAGUGAAUCUUGAACAUUUCAUCUUGCCACAUGACUCUUUCUCCUUCAGAGUGGCCCAUGCAGCAGCUAAUUUCCUCAGGUAGAGAAGCCUAAAGAACAUUAAGCAAAAAGAAACAACACCCCCACAAAAAGCUAGAACUAUGCUUUGUUUCAGGUAUGUUCUGAAAUACGUGAGACACAUGUACAACAACCCAAACGUUGGGUUCUGGAAGGUUUUAGAGGUUGAGAUCUUUAUAGAUAACUCACUGCUCAGCUCCAUGGGCAACUGGCUCACACCUGCUCCCUUCCUGGCUUGUGUGGAGUGUGAACAGGAAAGGACUCACGCUCAAGGGUACUCGGGUCUUCAGAUGUUUUCUAUCGCCAGAAUUGCUUAAUAGGGGAAGGAAGUAUUGAGGGGACUUCUUGUUAAGAUUGAGGAUUUUAUCUAAGAACAAGAAUCUGAUUUAGAUGGAUUUGUAAUCUGAGGUAGCUGCCCUCCUCUCUGAGAGCUGAGCCAAAAUGUAGGACUAGUAUAUUUGUGCUUAGAGUUGGUGUUUUCUUUCAGUGUACUGCAUGCAGUGGUCACAAACCAGGUACUUAGUUUGUUCAUAGAUUACCCGGAAGACUAGAGAAGUAGUAUUAUAUACUGCAUAGAACUCACUGUCCACCCACUAGAAGCAGUCAGGCCCAAUUAAAACUGUCCCAUUACUGAGCUAUGUAAACAUGCACUGGUGGCCUUUGCUGAUGACACAUUAGCUGGAUUGGAGUCAUCUUACAAAGGGUUUUAGCUGACAUUGAUUGUUGCCAGAUAUACAUGAAAUCCCUUCUUCCCAUACUUCUUCCAAAGGUGACUUUAUAAUUUAAAAAAGGAUUUAAGAAAAUAGAUCUAAAAUCAAAUUCAUGGUUGAGAGGGCAAACAGAGGCUGUCUAUUCACUGUCUGUGCCCCACACCCAUUCAUAUCUAAACCUGUUAAGAGAAGACAGAAAUCCUAUUCUGUUCAAGCUCACUGAAUAGUUACAGAAAAGGAAAAAUGUACUCCUUAAAAUAUAUUUUAUCUAUUAGUUGGGCAUACCUAGAACUAUCAGAAACAAGUGCAAAAAAGCUUAAGAGAAGCAGCUUUUUAGUAAACUUUUGUUUUGCCAAAAUAAUAAAUGCCUUUAGCAGCAGAGUUCAAAAUCUGUAUUUUCACUAUUUUACAAUGCAAAGUUAUAACAAAUCCAGGCUAUGGAGUUUGCAAUCAACUAUGCCAAAAAAGCCAGUUUGAAGUACUCUACUCCCAGACAUGCUGUAUUACUUAAGAUUUAAAAAUAUAAGGUAUAUUCAAACUGCUGUCUUAAUGUAACUUUUUCAUUCAUGUGUUGACUAGGGGUGGUUUUUCUCUUGAAGACACUGUAUAACUGAGAGCAGCUGUCAUAUUUCUGGCAAAAUGUGUUUACUUAUCCAACAAGCUGUAUAUUUGUGUAUGGACAGACAUAAAAUGUGAAUGCCUAUCAGUGUACACAUAGUGGUGUGGUUUUCUGUCUAGAGGAUAUAACUGAAUUUUUUUAAUUUGCUCACUUACAGACACAGGCUGUUUACAAAAUGCUAGCUCAAAAGUCUGUAAUUUCCAUGUCAAAAUUUUUAGUUACUUGUCAUCCAGCACCUGUUCUGUUUCUGAGGAGAUGAGGUGUGGUCUUGUGCUUAUCAACUGGAACAAUUCCUCAUGAUCCUUCCUGACUCUGUGUGAAGAGUGUGCUCACUUCACUGGCCUUUGACAUGUGUGUCCUCUGUGGUAACCGUACAUGUGUUUGUGCUAAGAGUGCUUGUCAACCACGGCCAUCGUUGAGCUUUCCUAGUUCUUCACCUCACACAGUAUUUGAAAUGGCAAAGGAUGGGCCUCCUCCUCCUCCUCUAACACUCAAGGAGCUGAUGUUCUUGAUCGUGACUGUGCACAUUUCCUCUAGUUUAUUUCUGAAGUCUAUAGAAUGAUGUGUAAUUAAAUAGUAUACUGGACUGUGUAUCAAAGGGAUGUAAAAUUACAGUAUUUCAAAGGCUGAAGUUCUGUUGUUUUGUUAUAAUGCCUGACAUACAUCCUGAAUAAAGUCUUAACAUUUUUCUUUU
Molecule: messenger RNA, 3853 nt
Organism: Fukomys damarensis (Damara mole-rat)
Lineage: Eukaryota; Metazoa; Chordata; Mammalia; Rodentia; Bathyergidae
Gene: Reep1
Product: receptor accessory protein 1
Exons: 9
Coding region: 30-938 (302 amino acids)
Biological process (GO): endoplasmic reticulum tubular network organization
Cellular component (GO): endoplasmic reticulum membrane; cytoplasmic microtubule; endoplasmic reticulum tubular network
Molecular function (GO): microtubule binding
Source: RefSeq, a predicted model, not a curated record